AUGUCAGAGGACCUCACCGUCGAAGCUUUUCUGUUUGGGCUCUUGGUCUUUUCUGGCAUCGUGGGAAACAUCUUGGUUAUUCAUGUGGUGAGCUGAUGUAUCUAUUAAUAAUUAUGCUUAGAGGUAUAUCCGGCAGUAGAAUUUAGUUAGGGUCAAACACACCGUAACACCGAGUUAGACAACCCCCUCAAGAGAUGAAUGUUGUCGACCGCUUGCUUCUCUAAUUGUACCAACUUUAGCAACAACCGCAGGAUAGCAAUACACAGGCGGUCUGAAGAGACAUAAACAAACCUCAACCAAAACACCACUCUAUAGCCACAAAUAAUGCUCAGAACAGCACCUAACUUCAUCAACAGUACAUAUAGGGUCCCAGCCAUAGCACUAGCCACCAAACAUCUUUUCAACUUUGCCUAAUGUCUUUAGCAAAGCGACUAAACACAACUCACCUACUCUCUUCCAGCAGCCGCUUGUUUGUAGCGAGACCUUGGGCCGUUCCAUUAUGGACUGCUGCGGGGUGACGCAUUCAAGAAAGAACAUUUAUGAUCAUUACUUUAUCAUUUUCUUGAAGUAAUAGUUAAGAUGCUUGGUGGCGAGUGCUGUGGCUGGGACUCUAUAUGUACUGUUGAUGAAGUUAGGUGCUGUUCUGAGCAUUAUUUGUGGCCAUAGAGUGGCGUUUUGGUUGAGCGUGUGGCUCUCUGUAUUCCUAUCCUGGGGUCAUUACUAAAGUUGGUAUAACUAGAGAAGCAAGUGGUCGGCAACAUUCAUCUCUUGAGGGGGUGUCUAACUCAGUGUUAUGGUGUGUUUGACCCUAACCUAAUUUUAAGCCGGAAUAUCCCUUUAAUGUUUGAGGCAUUUCUUUUUUCUCAGUCUGUCACACUUAUUCUGUCAGGUGUUACAGUCUGCUGUUGAGAGUCCAUCUCGGAGACUACCUCCCUCUGACACCAUUUUGGUGCACCUCUCACUGGCCAACCUGCUGACCUCACUGUUCCGCACUGUGCCCAUCUUUGUCUCAGACCUGGGUCUGGAUGUGUCCCUGUCCCCAGGCUGGUGCAGAGUCUUCAUGCUGCUGUGGGUGUGGUGGCGAGCUGUGGGAUGCUGGGUGACUCUAGCGCUUAGUGUCUUCCACUGCACCACCCUGAGGCGACAGCAGGUGACCUUUGGACCUCUUGCACUGCAGAGGGAGAGGCGGCGGGUAUGGAUUGUCCUGGCGCUGGUGUGGGGGGCGAACCUGGCUUUCUCAGUCCCAGCUCUGGUCUAUAGCACUCAUGUUCAUGGCAAUGCCACUGUGGAGCUUAUGGUGAUCAGCUGCACCACCAGGCCUCUGCUGGGCUGCGUGUGGGAGUUUCCCACCAUCCAACAGGGCUCAGCCUUCGCCUCCACCUCACUGGCUUUUAACGAAGUGUUGCCGCUGGUGCUGAUGGUCUGCACCAACUUGGCCACUCUUCAUGCGCUGGCAAAACACAUCCGAGCCGUGACCUCAGGGGGAGAGACAGGGGGGAGUCACAGUGAGCUAGACAAACAUGUUGCCACUGAACGUAAAGCAGCUCAUGUCAUCAUGUCUCUGGUGUCACUCUUCGUAGUCUGCUGGGUGCUGCAGGUUGCUGCAGUGACAUACUACAACCACGAUGGGGGGCACCAUGCUGAGGGGCUGCUGACUGUGGCCCACUUCUCUGCAUCAGUGUUUGUAGGAUUCAGCCCCAUGGUGGUGGCUCUGGGACACAGCAAGCUGAGGAGGAGAAUCAUGGGUAUGAUACUGGGCUGGUCCAAAGUUCUCAAAUGUCACAGGAUGGACGCUGAUAAAAAGAGUAAAUGCCAAAAGACUACAGGAAAUCGUAACAUUUUCAUUGUUAAUAAGGCCCAGAAGGAGAUAAAAGUGGAGGAACAAGUCAAAGCUUUAAAGUGA
Molecule: messenger RNA, 1903 nt
Organism: Xyrichtys novacula (pearly razorfish)
Lineage: Eukaryota; Metazoa; Chordata; Actinopteri; Labriformes; Labridae
Source: the annotation of a GenBank genome assembly